Molecule: messenger RNA, 3274 nt
Organism: Vigna unguiculata (cowpea)
Lineage: Eukaryota; Viridiplantae; Streptophyta; Magnoliopsida; Fabales; Fabaceae
Product: transcription factor bHLH155
Biological process (GO): regulation of DNA-templated transcription
Molecular function (GO): DNA-binding transcription factor activity; protein dimerization activity
Source: RefSeq, a predicted model, not a curated record
CUUCAUUAGCAGUAGCGUUGCUCGUUAAGCAUGUGUUGCCCAUUAUGCCUCUGCUCUUUGCUAAAAUGCACCGCGUGCUCACGUUCCCCCCACUGAGAAGCUAGAAAGAAACAAAGUGCGCAUGUUAACUCCAAUAUAAAAACUCUCUUCCACCACUUCCAUUCCUGCAUUUCUAGCUACGAGGGAAACCGUUUAUCUCUUUAGAGAAAGAAAGUAAAACAAUCAGCAUUCUUGUUUCCAAGAUUGAAGCUCAAAGUGUAGAAGUUCAUGUUUUGAGUUUCCAUAAAGCCUUGAACUUUAUGGUUUCUUUUCCAUCCUCACCACAACCUUCUUUUCUAAGUUGACAUUUUCUGGCUUCAGUUCACGCUUUCUCUCUCUCUCUCUCUCUCUCUCUCUCUCUCUCUCUUUUUGGCUUCAUCCAUGUCUUCGGAUAUAAGCUAAGUUUGAUUCUUCAUUCACCUCUUUGGAAUCUGCAUUCAGCCAUGGAAGCUUGCAAUGCUGGUGUGUGUGUGUUGGGUUUGGUUGAAUUUCUUGCGGCAACAAGUGACAGUGUGAGUCCUUCUAGAAGCUUCUAAAGCAGCAAAGUUAGAAGCUUGGUGGACUGAGUAGUAAUGGGUAGGGAUCGGCUGCUAUCCGGGACGAUUGGACCGCCAUUAAAACGGCGAGCAAGGCUGCGGAGGAAACAGGCUGGAAGAGGGUCUUAUAGAGGAAGCUAAGGCAAGGGUGGUGUAGUGGGAUUUGGAGGGGUUUUGUUGUUAUUUGUUGUUGGUUUUGGUUUUGUGGUGGUGGUUUUUGUUUUUUGGAGGUGUGAUUAACAACCCCUCUUUCGGGUGUCAAAAAGUUUUGAUUUUUCGAAGGAGGAGAACAUGGGUAGCAACUUGCACCGACUGCUCAGAAGCUUCUGUUUGGGUACUGAUUGGAAGUAUGCCAUCUUUUGGAAGCUCAAACACCGGGCUCGGAUGAUCCUGACUUGGGAGGACGCUUACUAUGACAAUCCCAAUAUUUGUGACUCUUCUGGAAAUAAGAGCUGCCAGAAUACAUGGGAGCGGAAUGGCAGUGCAGAUUUUUCGCAUGAUCCUCUAGAGUUAGCUGUGGCAAAGAUGUCAUAUCAUGUAUAUUCGUUAGGGGAAGGAAUUGUUGGACAGGUAGCUGUUACAGGAAAACAUCGGUGGAUAUGUGUAGAUAAUCAAGUUACAAGCUCUGGCCCAUCUUUGGAGUUUGCUGAUGGAUGGCAAUCUCAAUUUUCUGCUGGAAUUAGGACCAUUGUUGUUAUAGCCGUAGUCCCCAUUGGAGUUGUUCAACUUGGUUCCUUGAAUAAAGUUGCUGAAGAUAUGGGGUUUAUAACCUGUAUCCGAAGUCUCUUUUUGUCUAAUCAAGAUUACACAAUUUGCCAUGCUCCUAAUCAAGGACAAAAUAGUAUGAAGAAUUCUUCGCCUGUGCUGGAUUCAAAAACUUCAGAAAGUGUGCCUGCUUACUUGCACAAUACAGAGAAAACCAUGAAGCAUGAAUCACUGGAUAAUUUAAUGCCCUUUCAAGGUCCUGGGAACAAUUAUUUACCUCAUACUGUGAAUCAGAAGAUGACUGUUGAUGUGGCCAAGCAUGAGGGACCAGAAUUAUACAGUGAUGGAAAUUUCAUUUUGCUUCAGUCAAUGUCUAAUAUGAUGAAUGUGGAGCAGCAGAAAUUUUUAGGGAUGAGACCUGUAAAUGAGAGAAAGUUUGAAGGGAACAGUGGUGGCUGUGAUGAUACAAGUGUGGAAUCAGGAAAAAAAUUGUCAUCUUUUUUACAUAAUUUGGUUACGGGUAAUAAUGGUGUAAAUGAUUUAGUAUGUCCAUCUAGAAAUGUUGGCGUUGAUUCUGUAUCCUUCUCUUCAGACUUUGUUGAUACAGCUGUCUUUGAGAGUGAAAAGUUUCAUUAUGUGGAUAUCAACCAAAAAGGAGUGUUGAACUGGCCCAGACCUUCAGAUGCAUACUCCCGAAAAGAUAUUGGGAAGUCAAAGUUUCAGACUGAACCUUGUUCCAAGGAUACCUCAUACACUUUGAAGUUUCCUGCUGGUUAUGAGUUACAUGAAGCACUUGGUCCAAGUUUUCUAAAAGGGAGCAAAUAUUUUGAUUGGGCAGUAAAGGCAAAUCAAGAUGUUAAAGCCACUGAGAUGUCAGAUGAGCUAAGCUGUAGCCAAUUGACUUCUGAAUCAGAGCAUCUCUUAGAAGCUAUGGUGGCUAACAUCUGCCAUAGGAAUAAUAAUGUCAAUAGCGAGUUAUCAUUUUCUACAACAAUGCAGGCUGCAAUAGCAUCAGGAAACAAUCUCGAGGGUUCCACUCACACUAUCCACACCAUAAAUUCUGAAAGCUGUUCAACAGAUCAGCCUCACCUUGGUAGAGAGGAAAAACAUUAUAAUUUGGGUUCAUCUGGGAUAUGUGGUAUAAUGUCCCCAAAGGGUUUUUCUUCUACAUGUCCUAGUUCCUGUAGUGAACAGUUUGAGAGGUCUUCUGAACCAACUAAGAACAGCAAGAAGAGGGCUAGGCCUGGUGAAAGUUGUAGGCCUAGACCAAGGGACAGACAACUUAUCCAAGAUCGUAUUAAGGAGUUGAGGGAACUGGUACCAAAUGGAGCAAAGUGCAGUAUUGAUUCGCUACUGGAGUGCACCAUAAAACACAUGCUCUUUCUCAAGAAUGUAACCAUGCAUGCUGACAAGCUAAAUAAAUUUGCGGACUCAAAGACUAAGUUGCAUCACAUGGAAAAAGAUAUUAACGGAUCAUCAAGUCAUCAACAAGGUUCAAGUUGGGCAAUGGAAGUCGGAGGCCAUCUGAAAGUUCGUUCCAUAUUAGUGGAGAAUCUUAAUAAGAAUGGCCAGAUGCUUGUUGAGAUGUUGUGUGAGGAGUGUAGCCAUUUUCUUGAGAUAGCAGAAGCCAUCAGAAGCAUGGGCCUGACAAUAUUGAAUGGUGCAACAGAAGCUCAUGGCGAGAAGACAUGUAUAUGUUUUGUGGUUGAGGCAGGAUCAGAAGGCCAAAACAACAGAAACUUACACAGAUUGGAUAUCUUGUGGCCGCUUGUUCAAUUACUGCAAUCCAAGAGCACUAUGUAUUCAUAAAAUCCAUCUGAUUCUUGGAAACUUACAAAGCUACUUCAUUGACUGUUGUAACCCAAUCUUUAAAAUUAUACUCCAAAUAUUAGGGCCUGUUUAUGUUUUCUUUUUCAAUAAAAGUAGAAAGCAUGAAUGUAAACAUGUUUGGUUGAAUUUUAGGAAAAUAAUCUCAUUUUUUUUUUCUAUAUUAA